UUCACACAUAGAGAGGAAGAAAUGAUACAUGAUAGAUUGAUUGCAAGUCAUUUAAAAUGCAAAGCUAGUUUUGCGACACAUUUUAUAAAGUUAAAGAUAAAGUACUUUUGUUCUCCAGGUGUGUUCGGCGCUGAUGAAGUGAUGUCAGUGACGGAGGGACAUUCUGUCACUCUACUCACCAAUGUUACUGAACUAAAGAAAGAUGAUGUGAUGCUGUGGAAGUUUGGACCAAAAGACAUUCUUAUAGCUCAGAUCAGUACAAAGGAAAAAGAGAUAUAUAAUGAUGCCUAUGGGAGAUUCAGAGACAGACUGAAGCUGAACUAUCAGACUGGAUCUCUAACCAUCACAAACAUCAGAAUCACAGACACUGGACUUUAUAAACUGGUCACCACUCAAAGAGACACCCCGCUUAAGAUAUUCAACAUUACUGUUAAUGGUGUGUUUAUUGUUGAUCCAGAUGAAGUGAAGUCAGUGUCAGUGAUGGAGGGAGAUUCUGUCUCUCUUCACACUGAUCUUACUGACAUACAGAGAGACGAUCAGAUACUGUGGACUUUUGAACUUCAAGAGUCUCCAAUAGCCGAGAUCAUUAUGGGAAACCAAUCAUACUUUAUCUCUGUCCCUAAUGAUGGGAUAUUUAAAGGCCGUGUACAGAUGAACAAUCAAACUGGAUCUCUCACCAUCACAAACAUCACAACCGAACACUCUGGACUUUAUAAACUACAGAUCAGAAGCAGCACCAAGAAAUCAAUAAAGAGAUUUAAUGUUGCAGUGUAUAGGGUAUCUUUAGUUAUUGUAGCAGGUGCUGUCGCUGCUGUUCUGGUGGUCGUGUCUGGAGCUCUCUGCCUAUUUGUGUUUUUCUGUUGCUGCAGAACCUCUAAAAGACAAAAAGAAAAUAAUAAACUACCUGUGAAUGAAGGAGAUUCUUUCACUUUAAGCUCACUGAAAGGUCACACUGAACUAGAAGAAAAUGCCAUGACAUGGACGUUUGGAAACAAACCCGUGGCUACAUUCAGUGGAAAUCCGUCAUCUGAUUUUGAUGAAGACAGUCUCGGAUACAGAUUUCAUGUGGAUCCUCAAACUGAAUCUCUGAGCGUUACAAACAGCAUAACUGAAGAAUCUGGAGAUUAUCAACUACCGAUCUUCCGAAACGACAUUACACAGAAAUCAGAAGAGAGAUUCAUUGUUGUUGUCCAGGAGAAAAUUCAGAAUGUGUCAGUGAUGGAGGGAGAAUCUUUCACUCUCAACACUUACAUGCAGAGGCCUGAUAUGAUCAAGUGGGAGAUAGGACACAGGUGUAUAGCUGAAGUCAUUGGUAUACAACCUGCUGUUAGUGCUGUUGUUGAUGACAGAUUCACAGACAGACUGGAGCUGGACCAUCAGACUGGAUCUCUCACCAUCACAAACACCAGAACCACAGACUCUGGACUCUACACAAUGAAGAUCGGCUCCGAGGAUUCAGAAUGGAAAUUCAGUGUCACUGUCAAGAGCCGGGCUUCUUGGAAAAAACGUCCAGAGUGGAAAGAAGAAAACGAAAUGGCAAUACAAACACCUCUGAUGAGUGAAAAUGCUUCAGGCAGAAGGAACUAUUGAAUCAGAAAAGAAGCUGUUAAUGUUGUGGAUGAUCAGAAGGAAAUAAGCAAAUGAGUCUAAGAACAAACACACAUUGAACAAAUAUGUUUGAAAAUGCAUCAAUCUGAAAUUCCAAGGGAACAAAGUCCUUUUAAAAGUUUAAUUUCAUUACUACUGUAAGUGACAGCCUGUCUGUCAAAAAUUAUAAAGAAACUUUAACAUUUGUAUGAAUGAAGAAGCAGGCCCUAAAAAAUGUAUACAUCUAUGUGAUAUAUGUCUAGUUGUGUAAUAUUGUUUCAGUGCUUUCAACACAUCAACUUUAACUAUCUUUACAUAGGAAAGAUGUUUAGCAAAUAGCUUCACAAAUGGAAUGUACAAGUACAAUACAAAUGCCUUGCCUUUGACACAUUUUAUAAUGUUACUGAAUGUUUCUUUUGGUUAAGACAGCUCAAGCAUGCUUCUGUUAUUAGACUCGAGUCUUUUCUGUGACACUGGGCAUAAAUGUGUGUCGUUAACUGAUGUAAAUAUUGUGAAAUUAGCCUUCAGUGUAAACAAAUCCUGUCAAAAUAACCCGGACAUUUUCUGGCAGCAGGGGCGACAAAAUUGUUCCUUGAAAUAUUUUUUUCCUGUAUAAAUUAAAGUUUCUCUGAUUUUCUUGUAAAUAUGAUUUUUUUUCUGUAAUUUUACAGUUUUGACUGUAUUUCAAAGAUUAACUGUAAAAUAAGUUUCCGGCGCCAGGAAUAUACUGA
This is a messenger RNA of Triplophysa dalaica, 2318 nucleotides long. RefSeq lists its product as uncharacterized. The coding region runs from base 22 to 1590 and encodes 522 amino acids. The record is from RefSeq and is a predicted model, not a curated record. The transcript has 7 exons. NCBI's taxonomy places the organism in Eukaryota, Metazoa, Chordata, Actinopteri, Cypriniformes, Nemacheilidae.